UGCUUCAAAUGCGGCGGCCAGGGCCACAUGGCGCGCGACUGCCCCAACGAAGAGCGCCAGCGCCCAUGCCACCUGUGCGGCCAGUUCGGCCACACCCGCUACCAGUGCUCCAACACGCUGCUCUGUAUCCACUGCAGAGCGGAGGGAGGCUGCACUGGGGAGUAUUUGGAGGGGGACCUGCGGCAGGCGCUCUGCGUGGCAUGCGGGCGGCGCGGCCACCUGUGCUGCCAGCUGGCUGAAGGCCUGCCGCCCCGCAAGACCUCCUGCUACAACUGCGGCGAGGGCGGCCACGUCGCCGAAGACUGC
Coccomyxa subellipsoidea C-169 is the source of this 306-nucleotide messenger RNA. RefSeq lists its product as hypothetical. Gene Ontology annotation, molecular function: zinc ion binding; nucleic acid binding. NCBI's taxonomy places the organism in Eukaryota, Viridiplantae, Chlorophyta, Trebouxiophyceae, Coccomyxaceae. The record is from RefSeq and is a predicted model, not a curated record. The transcript is spliced from 2 exons. The annotation marks the transcript as partial.